AUGGCGCCGCGGGAGAAGGCCCGUGGGCACCGCGUGCUCAUCGCCGCGUUUGUGCUCCCAGAUACUGUAGAAUUUAGGGCAGAUGAGAAAGGCUCGUCGGAGGAGACAUCCGGGCCUCUUUCCGCGCCGUCGUCGCCCGUGCCCCGGCCCGCGAAUACGCAGCAUCUGGCCGACAUGCUCUCGACGCGGCUCCAGAUCGCAGUGAAUCAGCAAGAGACGCGUGCUGCAUCGCCGCGCAACAACCUGCCGCACCUCGGAAGUGCAUCAAACUCGCGGCACUCCUCAUUCACGCAGCGCGAGCGCGUCAGCAUGGCCGAGCUGAUGGCCGAAGCUUCCGGCUCCGGCACGGCGUACCUGCAGCCGGCCGGCUCGGCGAUUGCGAGUACGCCCCCGUCGCCGAACGCGCAAGACAUAACGUUUGAUGCGCGCGGCGCCCUGGACGCGCGCCCGGGUCCCGGGACCAUGUCCGACCACGGCCGCCGCGCCAGCCAGCAGUCGGCGGACCCUGCGCGGAUACAGCGCAGCCGGCGCAACAGCGGCAACACGGGCCUGCCGCAGUUCCUCACGCCGCUGGGGCCGAAGCCGUCGGUCUCGCCACAUGGGCCGCCCCAGCGCUCGCCGACGCCGCACGGCGUGCGCGACAUGAAAUCGACGCCGCCGGCGAGCAUCAUUUCCGACAUGGCCGCGAAGCAAAACUCGCAGUCGACCGCCGUGACGCCCGCACCACAGGAGCAGAACCCGUUCGGGGCCGGGGUCGUGACGCCGAUGCCCCCCGGCUCGCACGGCCCACGCACCAACUCGACACCGCUCCUGAUGGAGCGCCCGGAGCUUGCUUCGGGGUGGACCAAUGCCCAGGACGAAGGCGACGCAACGCUGCGGCCGCCCGAGCACCUGCGUGGUUCGAGCUCGGCGCCGAGCAAGCCCGGCAAGGCGCUCGUGCCCAAGUGCGAGGCGCCGGUGCCGGUGCGGGCGCAGAGCGGGCUGCAGGUCCUGCCGAGCGGCCGCGUGACGGUGAGCAACAAGCCCACGCCCGACAUUGUGCCGGACACGGUCAACGUGAAGCGCCCGCGCAACGAGCCGGGCGAGACGACCGCCUCGGGCACGAUCCACCGCCGCGGCUCGCUGUUGCGGCGCUCAACGCAGCGUGCGCCGUCGAUGCGCUCGCGCAGCUCGUCGCAUGCGUACCGCGGGCCGCAAGAAAGCGAGGAGAGCGCCGUUCCCUUUGACUUUGUGCCGAAUCCCGGCGCAAACUACGGGCUGAUCAAUGCGGUGAACAGCGUCGGGGACGAGCGCCUGCCGAACGGCAAGCUGUACGUUGGCACGCUCGGCAUCGAGAUGAACUGGAUCCCCGAGUCAUUGCGUACCAAAAUCGACCACCGCGCGCGUGUCGAGCACGACUGCGUGCCGGUGUGGCUCAAGGACGAAGACUACGUGAGCAGCUACCACCACUAUUGCAAGCAGAUCCUCUGGCCCACCUUUCAUUACACGCUGCCCAGUGCACAGGGUCUGCAGUCGGAGCACCGCGCGUUCCGCGCGUAUGUCGAGGUGAACCGGCGCUUUGCCGAGCGCAUCGUCGAGGUGUACGAGGAAGGCGACGUGGUAUGGGUGCAGGAUUACCAUCUGCUGCUGGUGCCACACAUGGUGCGCGAGCGGCUUCCCCAUGCGACGAUCGGCCUCUUUGUCCACAUUGCCUUUCCUUCGAGCGAAAUCUUCCGGUGCCUGAGCAUGCGCGAGGUGCUGCUGCGUGGCAUGCUUGGCGCGGACCUCGUCGGGUUCCAGACGCACAACUUCUGCCGGCACUUUCGGCAGACGGUCAGCCGCAUCCUGCAGCUGGAAGCGACGCCGCGCGGCAUCCAACUGCGCCGUGCGUUUGUCACCGUCGCUCCGUUCCCGAUCGGAAUCGAUGUGCGUACGCUGAACCGCAAGCGCGAGAACCCCGAGGUGAUGGAGUGGGUCGAGCGCCUCGAGGAGCGAUUCGCCGGCAAGCACGUCAUUGUCGGUCGCGACAAGCUCGACUGGAUCAAGGGCGUGCGCGAGAAGCUCCUUGCCUUUGAGGUGUUUCUCGACGAGCACCCCGAGUGGGUCGGCCGCGUGGUCCUCGUGCAGGUCGCGCUUGCGACCGUGCAAGAAAACAAGGAAGUGGGCGAGGCGACGGACAUUGUCGCGCGCAUCAACCGCAAGCACAGCUCGCUGAUGUACCAGCCGGUGGUCUUUUUGCAUGUGCAAGAGUUGACCUUUUCGCAGUACCUCGCGCUGCUGACCAUGGCCGAUGUCUUCCUUGCGACGAGUCUGCGCGAAGGCAUGAACCUCACGUCGCACGAGUACGUCAUCGCGCAAGAGUCGCGCAAGCGCCCCUUGAUCCUCUCCGAGUUUACCGGAACCUAUUCUGCGCUGCGUGCGUGCAUCGGGAUCAACCCCUGGAAUACCCGCCAAGUCGCCGGCGCGAUCUACCAGGCGCUCACGAUGCAAGAAGAGGAGCGCGAGCAGCGCUGGUACGAUCUGCACCGCACCGUCGUCACGCAGACGGCGCAGCACUGGAUCACGUCGGUGCUGAGCCAGCUCGAGCGUGCGCACCAGCAGCAGCCGAGCAUCGAAAAUGUCUUUAUCCCCCGCCUGGAGAUUGCGCAGCUCGUGUCCGAGUGGCGUGCGUCGCGCUCGCGCAUGAUUCUCGUGGACCUGGAGCAGACGCUGGUGCUCGAGGACCCGGUCGAGGUGCACAUGCACGGCUUCCGCCCCCAGCCCGCGCUCGUGUGCCUGCUCAAGCGCCUGACGAGCGACCGCCGAAACUAUGUGUACUUGCUGAGCGGCAAAGGCACCGUGGCGCUCGACCGCAUCGCCGCGCAGGUCCCCGAGGUGGGCCUCGUGGCGGAGAAUGGGUGCUUUGUGCGGCACUGUGCGUCGCCGACGUGGAUCUCGCUCGUGGACGGCUUCAACCUCGAGUGGCGGAAGCCCGUGCUCGAGAUCCUUGCGUACUUUACCGAGCGCACGCCCGGCUCCUGGAUCGAGGAGCGCCAGGCGUCGGUCUCGUGGCACUUUAACGAGCGCACCGAGGCCGAGACCGGCGCCGAUCGCCAGUGGGCGCACCGCCAGGCGGCCGAGGUCCAGAGUCUGAUCUACGAUUCGCUCGGCGAGCGCUUCUCGAUCCGGAUUCUGCACAGCUCGACGCGCUUCAACAUCAUGCCGAAAAACGUGAGCCGCACCUCGGCAGUGCAGUACAUUCUCUCGCUCGACGCGAUGGGCGCGCUCCCCCCCCGGCCCACGCAGGACGCCGGCAAAGACAUGUUUUCGUUUGUGCUGCAGAUCGGCAAGGACGAGCACCUGAUUUCGUACCUCAACCAGCUCGACCUGACGUUUGCGCCGCGGACGUGCACGACGACCGAGUCGUCCGGCAAGCCGAACUCUGACGCGUCGUACCACCUCGCGCCUGGCGCCGACGUGCUCGCGGCGCUCGAGGAGAUUGUCGAUUUACGUAUGCGCGACCUCAAGUGGGGCGGCCCCGCGAUGCUCGAUGUAUAA
Molecule: messenger RNA, 3516 nt
Organism: Malassezia japonica
Lineage: Eukaryota; Fungi; Basidiomycota; Malasseziomycetes; Malasseziales; Malasseziaceae
Exons: 1
Coding region: 1-3516 (1171 amino acids)
Biological process (GO): trehalose biosynthetic process
Cellular component (GO): alpha,alpha-trehalose-phosphate synthase complex (UDP-forming); cytosol
Molecular function (GO): trehalose-phosphatase activity
Source: RefSeq, a predicted model, not a curated record